Messenger RNA from Entrophospora candida, 708 nucleotides. NCBI's taxonomy places the organism in Eukaryota, Fungi, Glomeromycota, Glomeromycetes, Entrophosporales, Entrophosporaceae. The record is from the annotation of a GenBank genome assembly.
AUGCCAAACAUUGACCAAUUAAAAAAACCUUUUACUAAAAGUUCCGAAAAUCAAAGACUAAAUGUUAAUCGCCAAGAUAUUUUUUAUCGAGAUGACAUUCAAACUCUUUUUAUUUAUUCCUUAGUAGGAAUUGCUGGCUCUUUAGGAGUAGCCGGAAUAGUAUACGUAGUAGAAACUAUCAUUACUUCUUUACUAACUGAAACUAGAUGUUCUUGCCACAUCAUUAAUCCUCAUAAAACUAGGAUUUUAAUGUGGAAAGUAAAAGAUGGUUAUCAUUUAAGAAUUGGUAUCCAGAAAUUUACCUCCCAAGAACAGCAAGAUAGAAAUGGAGAACAAUUAAGCACUAGCUUAAAAGCUGCGCAACCCCUUAGUUUAGAUAAUAAAGAUAUCCAACUAAUCACUUAUGCUUUGAUAGCCACAGCAGUAGUAGGAGCUUUAAAAGGCUUUUAUGAAGAGAGUUUAAAGAAUACUGUGGAAAGCAAAACCCAAGAAUUCAAAACUCUUUUAGAAAGAAAUAUCACCCAUGGACAAAAAACUCAGAAAGCCUUAGUAGCCAUUGCCUUAGGAUUUGAAGAUAGACAACAAAAACUAAGUGGAUUAUUCCUAAGAAGAGAUGUUGAUUAUCGGACUUUGUUAAGUGAUAUCCAAGAACAGUCUAGUAAAGAAACUUCCGACCUCGAUUACUUAGCCGAAGAAAUCGCUGUUUGA